Messenger RNA from Tuber aestivum (summer truffle), 580 nucleotides. Lineage: Eukaryota; Fungi; Ascomycota; Pezizomycetes; Pezizales; Tuberaceae. The record is from the annotation of a GenBank genome assembly.
AUGCCGCCAAAACGUUCACUUGCGCCUGCCGGCAAUCCUCCCCAGCGGGGCCUCAUCUCUUCUUUCUAUCACGGCAUCAAGUCCCCUGAAAACGCCUCCGUCGUAAGAAGUGUCGCUGUAUUCGUGGUAAGUUCCGGUGCGCGCGAAUAUGUGUCUAUUGACGCCGUGGUUACUGAUGGCGACUGUGGGGCGUGUGCGAAUUAGGCUGCUGCAGCUUUUCUAUCUUCUUCAUGGACUGAUUACUUACUUCCUCCGUGGGUUAUCUUUUCCUUUUAUGCCUUCCUCCACCCUCCCCUCGUGAAUGAUUUGGGGAGGUUUAUUAUGCGCCCUGGGUUGUGGGGCUUGUAUAUACAGUACUGACAAGAUAUUUAGGGUUUAAGACUCCAGGACGUGGGCGCGGUGAUCAAGGCAGAGGAUCGGGGUGGCGGGAAUAUUGGCCACACGUUAUGUUAGGUGGACACGGAUGUGCACAAAUCCUGUCGGUGCUCUUACUAGAAAGUAUGCUACUAUUAAACUAGCAAAAAAAUUGUGAGAGCUAUUUUCUGGCUGUACAAUGCAAUACCGGUAGAUUUGACUGCCG